Messenger RNA from Fusarium subglutinans, 1566 nucleotides. RefSeq lists its product as uncharacterized. The transcript is spliced from 2 exons. The record is from RefSeq and is a predicted model, not a curated record. Bases 1 to 1566 code for a protein of 521 amino acids. Lineage: Eukaryota; Fungi; Ascomycota; Sordariomycetes; Hypocreales; Nectriaceae.
AUGUCUGCUCUUGAGAGGUUGCCACUUGAAAUUCUCCAUGAAAUCGUGUCGUACCUCCACGAUGGCUACGAGCGUCAUCACUUCGGUGGAUACGACCCUCCUCUAGGCCAGCACGAGAUAGCAGGGAUCAAGCGCCGCUCGUACCUAGCAUCUCUACGUGUCGUAAAUCUUCUGUUCUACCAGAUCGUCACGCCCAUUCUUUUUCAGCACGCCAUCAUUUACUCCGGCAGUGUCAUAACGAGAUGGGGCGUAACCGCUGUGACCAGCAACGGCGUCACCGGCACUGCUCGUCUUGUAAAAAUGUCAAAGCAUCACCAAUUCCGCGAAAUUGUACGCCGUCUAGAAAUCUGCUUGAAAAUACGGGGUCCGAAUGAUUUCCAAGAUUACAAGCCUGUCAUUGAGGAGAGAGACAAGGACCUUGAGUACAUUGCACGAAUGGGCGCUGUGAUUCAUAGUGCAUUACCCAGAUUUACGAAUCUCAAGAUCCUGAAGCUUAACUUUGAGGACAUUCCUUAUAGUUACAGCCAAGACUUUGAUGACCCAGGUAUGAACAGUUGUUGUUGGGUUCAGGACACUGAGAAUUUCUUCGAGUCCUUGGCAACAGCGCUCUUCAGAUCUGGGCUCAAGAAUUUGGAAGAACUCGAACUCUCCUUACCUCUCGCGUAUGACUUUGGGCAUUUUCUCCGGGACGACGACAAUGGGGGACCUCACUCUCCAAAAGCAUUCUUCAAACGGCUCAAGCGUCUGAGUGUUCACUACGGACACUGUACCGAGGAAGACGAAGACCUCGAAUUUCGGUAUAACCAAUCUAAUCAGAUCUUCGACAAAUACCUCCGACAACUGAUACCACUCGCGACAAACUUGGAUACUCUCAAGGCCAAGGGACCUGAUGUGCUGGUGCUGGAUUCAUCAAGCCUGGAACCCUUGACCCUGGAAGUGCUGGACCUACAGAGUUUGUCUAUAACAGGAGAAACACUUAUAGCGCUCUUUGAACGGUCCACGGCGCUGCGAGAUGUUGUGCUAAUGGGAGUAUACCUCGAGUCCGGCACAUGGGUCGAAAUCCUCACGGCCCUGAGCAAAACGACGCUCACAUCUUUCUACAUCGAAACAUGCGGCUAUCAAAAAGAAGGCGAGACUAUACAACGCGUCCCCCUGAACCCAACCAUGCAAGCCAGACAGGACGAUAGUUAUAUCGAAACCAACCGUGCCGAAGACCUUGACGCGUGUGAACUGGUGUUUGCGCGGGUCCAUGAGAACAUGCGCAAGAUACACGGGGAUAAAUAUGAUGAAGCGGCGGCUGAGAAGAAGCGGGAGGUUCUGCACCAGGAUAUUAUUCGGAAGACCGGGUCGCUUGGGGAGUUUUGUAGAAGGUUCUUUGCGGAGGUUGAGCGGGAGGAGGAUAGUGAUGAUGAGGAUUCUUCUGAGAUUGAAUCUGAGGAUGGGUCGCACAUCGCUGAGUUUCUUGAUGUUGCUUUUGGUCAACGUACUGGAGACUCGGAUGAUGAUGAGGAUGGUGUCUCUUCGGAUGUUGUGUCGUCGGAUUCAGGUUUGUCUGGCGAUGAGUAG